This is a messenger RNA of Brassica oleracea var. oleracea, 493 nucleotides long. RefSeq lists its product as uncharacterized. Lineage: Eukaryota; Viridiplantae; Streptophyta; Magnoliopsida; Brassicales; Brassicaceae. Gene Ontology annotation, molecular function: chromatin binding. The record is from RefSeq and is a predicted model, not a curated record. The coding region runs from base 12 to 380 and encodes 122 amino acids. The transcript has 2 exons.
AGGAUACGGUGAUGUUGUUUUCAGAAGAAAAUAGUCUAAUUCCUUAUAUUGCCAUUAUCAAGUGGUUUUAUCGUCAAGAAGAUGCAAAGAAAAAGGAUGGUGGAAACUGGGUAGUAAAUGAUACACGUGAACUGUUCUACAGUUUCCAUCGUAACGAGGUCCCAGUAGAAUCUGUGAUGCAUAGAUGCCUGGUGAAUUUUGUUCCAGAUCAUAAGCAACUUCCGAGAGGCAGAGGUUUUAUCGUGCGAAAGGUGUAUGAUACGGUUGAUAAGAAGCUGUGGAAAUUGACUGAUAAGGAUUAUGCAGUUUCACAACAACGUGAAAUUGACCUCCUUGUGGAUAAGUCAUUGUCGCGAUUGGGUGAUCUUCCUGACCUCUAAUCUAAACAGUUUCAUUAUAUAUGAUUUUGUGGAGAGUUACGCCAACCGCAAACCAAUUAAAACUUAACCUUUUUGUUUAAUAAUGCAAAAGCUAUAUGUUAAUAAUAUGUUGC